CGCAGAAGCCGGUAAGAUUACAUCAUAGCGCCAUUGAUGGGUGGCUACACGGUGUGGAAAGCGCGCAGAAGACUGUGGACACCGCGGGAAGCCAGGAGACAACAAAACGGCUCAGCCGAGGAUUCACCGUCCUCCUAGAAAACAAAUUUUACGGUUCCGGCCAACCAACAGCCUAAAAUUCACCCAUCCUGACAGACCCCCAUCCUUCGCCUGGCGCUGGGGAACUGAGCAUCUCCAAACUUCAGAAUCCUCCCAACCACCGCGACGUAACCCCCAGAAAAUCCAUUUCUGCCUUGCACCAUCAAGGCUGGCACUCAUACAUAUUGGUUAUUUGCCGGUUUUCUUCUCUUCCGUCUUCCCAUUUUCACUUCUUCUUCCCUCCCCUUUUUCUCUUCCCAUAUUAUCCUCAAUCGGCCAACUUCAUCAUGUCCCGAGGAGGCACCACCCUCUACGUGACUGGCUUCAGCCACGGAACGCGCGCUCGCGACCUCGCCUACGAAUUCGAACGCUAUGGUCGUCUCGUGAGGUGUGAUAUUCCCGCCCCGCGAUCGGCUAGUAGUAGACUGUUUGCUUUCGUUGAGUACGAGGAUCGUCGUGAUGCCGACGACGCGUACCAUGAGAUGCACAACAAGCGCAUCGGUCGUGACGACCUGUUGAAGAUUGAGUGGGCACGUACUCCUCCAUCUGCGUCGUGGCGUUUUGAUUCGGGUCGUGACCGUGACCGGCGUGAUCGCGGAGGCCGUUCUCCCCGCCGCGGCCGCUCUCCCUCUCCGCGUCGUAGCACUCGCGAUUACUCCCCUAGGAAGGAUGAUCGGCGUGACCGUGACCGGGACCGCGACUACGACCGCGAGCGUCGCGACACUCGGGAUCGCUCCCGUAGCCCGGACCCUCGUGACCGCGACCGGGAAGACCGAGACGAGCGGGAUCGACGUGAUAACGGCACCAACGGUGACGAUCGGAAGGCCGCCGACAGUCCGCCCCCACAGCAUGACGACUUGGAUGUUGCAGAGUGAUAAGUAUACCUGGCGAGAAUAUUGUCCGGCAAUGGGUUGCAUCCCUGCAACUAGAGAAAUUCUCCUUUGUCACAUUACCGUUGGCUUUGUAUCUCUUCGUCGGGCUGUUACUCAUGUUUUAGUUUCGAUACCGUCGACCGGCCUACGAACCCACCACACCUUAGUCCGAAGAACCGCGAGGCCAACCCCGGAGAUGACAUGAGACCACCUGAGAAUGCUAGCUUUCCUUUUGUUCGCGAGCUGAAAAAGGGAAACCGAGGUCGGUAUAGUUAGGUAAUAAAGAAGUGCACUUGGGCGAUGUAUUAUCCUUCCACAAAAUUCAAGUAGAUC
Messenger RNA from Durotheca rogersii, 1343 nucleotides. Its product is annotated as RNA-binding domain-containing protein. Gene Ontology annotation, cellular component: nuclear speck. The transcript has 6 exons. Gene Ontology annotation, molecular function: RNA binding. The coding region runs from base 426 to 1013 and encodes 195 amino acids. Gene Ontology annotation, biological process: mRNA splicing, via spliceosome. The record is from RefSeq and is a predicted model, not a curated record. NCBI's taxonomy places the organism in Eukaryota, Fungi, Ascomycota, Sordariomycetes, Xylariales, Xylariaceae.